AUGGCCCAGUCCAGUAUAACUGACGAGGAGGGCGAACUCACAGAUGAGGCAAGAAAAGAAAUAAAGCGAAUUUUCCGUCUGAUCGACACCACCGGAAACGGAAAGAUCGGGGUUAAUGACCUGAUGCGGUCUAUGCAGCUGAGCGGGGGGAAUCCCACCAAAGAGGAGGCUGAACGAAUGAUCAAUGAAAACGAUAUGGACGGUAGUGGAAGUGUGGAAUACCAGGAAUUUGAAAACAUUAUGAAAAUCCAUAUUUUAGCCCUUGAGUACCAGAAUGAUAUUCUAAAAGAUGCUUUUAAACGAUUUGAUAAAAAUGGCGACGGAUCAUUGGACCUUGAAGAGCUCCGGAAGGUUCUCUGUAGUAUAGGGGAAAGUCUCACUGACGAGGAGGCUGAGGAAAUGUUCGCAAUGGUGGACGCUGACAAAAACGGGAAAGUUGAUCUGGAAGAGUUCCUGAACGCCUUCAAAGCGUCGUGA
Molecule: messenger RNA, 477 nt
Organism: Ylistrum balloti
Lineage: Eukaryota; Metazoa; Mollusca; Bivalvia; Pectinida; Pectinidae
Product: neo-calmodulin-like
Exons: 4
Coding region: 1-477 (158 amino acids)
Molecular function (GO): calcium ion binding
Source: RefSeq, a predicted model, not a curated record